UCGCUAAAGGAGACACACUGCACUGGUGCACAAAGGAGCUUGCCUUGGUGCAGUUCGCUGGAGGAAGUUACCAGAGCGAGCCACACUGCUCCAGCGCAUCUCCAGGAGGUGUUUGCCCGGAUGUCACUGCGUCACUGUGAUUAUACUGGUGCAGAUUGCUCUGAUACAGAUGGGCCCUGAAUCCCAGCUCCCUGCUGUAAUGGCAGGCUGUUGCAAUGGGCAGCAUUGGCUCUCACUGUGUAAGGUGGGAAUCUGUGAACUUAGGGUUGGUUACACACCUGCAGGUGCAGGGAGCUCUGCAGAACAUGUGGCAUCUGACCUGGAGAUGGAUGGUGGAGACAGCCUGUGCCAUCAACUGUUAGUCACUGACUUCUCUGCUCAGUUCAGUAGGGCAGGGGUGUGGGCUACCGUGCACUGGACAGUUAAAUCUACAGGGUCAGACAUGCCUUGUGCGUGAGGUGAACACAUGCUCGUUUUCUGAUCACCGCUGCCACGUUUCCUAACUCUUCCAGACUUAGAGUGUCUGUUCCUCGCUGAGCGCCAGCCACAUGGGAAGGCUUGAAAACCAGCUACCGAGUUACUGUGGUGCAAAAAAAAGUGAUGUGCUCAAAAACAUCUGAAGGGGUUUGAGUCCGACUCCUCUCAACUAGACAGGCCUUUCAGAUCCUCUUUGGGGUCACUUAUGGGUGACCCCACUGCUGCUCUUUCAUGGCUCUGAAAGGGUUACACUGCGGUGAGGGCUUCCAGAAAGUGCCUUUCUUGCUGCUGUGUUUGGGGAAAGAAAAGUCUGCAGGCAGGAGGUGAAUUAAGUUCCAUCAUUCCCGGCCCACAGUGCAACAGGUCACUUCCGGUUGCUGUGGUUUCUGGCGCCCCCUUGUGGCUUUCAUGUCCCUGCGUGAAAGUUCCCACGUUCUUCUCAGUUGUUCACGGGCUGUUUGUUGCUAGGUUGAACGUCCAGCUGCUGAUCUUGUGCCUGGGGUGAAAUGCUCUGAGCUGUGUCAGUCCCUCCCAGGCUGGGAGUGUCCCUGGAAUCCUUCUUGCCAGGCAAAUUUACUGUGACUAACGUCUCCGUCCCCCUGCGUCUGAUUGCCGUGGACCAGCCCCAGCUGGGGGUCCCAGUAGGCUUGGCAAGCCGGGCAAUUGACUGCCUGUUUGGCCACAGUCAAAUACUCCAGCGAGAGCCCUGGGGGUAGGAGGCAGCCUGCCUUUCGGAUUGCGUCUUGGAGCCUCGCUGGUGUUUUUCAGAACUUGGCUUCAUUGUUUUGCCUUUUUUUUCUGAGUUAAAAUAACUCAGUGAAAUACAUUUUUUAAAAAAUUAGGUAGAUCCAUAUCUAUCUAAAGCUAAACCUACUGGAGACAGUAACGUCUUGCUCUUUUUUGUUCCUGGCGGGAGGUAACCAAUUCUGAUAAAUUGGUAUUUUAAAAUAUCUGACCACUCUUUGACAGAUUUGACUGGUCAGUUGACCAAUUUUUAUACCAGUCAAAUGCCCAAUUCUAGAUGCAACUCUUACCCUCCAUGUGACUGUCUCAUUCUCAAUGCUGGUGUUUAAGCUUUCAUCAGCUGAUCGGUGCCCCCCUGCUGGCCCCUCGUGCCCAGACGGCUGGAUGGGAUACCGAGGGAAAUGCUACUAUUUCUCAGAGACGGAAGGGAGCUGGACUGACAGCCAGAGCCGCUGCUCUGCACCGGGUGCCUCCCUGGCUGGGAUCGACGGUGAGCAGGAAAUGGCGUUCCUGCUGCGCCAUAAGGGUGUCCGGGACCACUGGAUCGGCCUCCGGAGGGAACAGGGUCAGCCCUGGAAAUGGGCCAACGGCACCGAAUUCAACCACCUGUUUCAGAUAAGAGGAGGAGGUGACUGCGCGUAUCUGAAGGACGAGAAAGGGGUCAGCAGCUCACGGUGCUACAUGGGAAGACGGUGGAUCUGUAGGAAACCUGAGGUGUAUGUGAUGAGAAAAGAGACUGCACUGGAAGGGGGCUCGAAAUGAGACUCCUAGAAAUGACACUGAUCCAACUCACAUCUACUUGAACGAGCCAAGUCCCCAUUCGUCAGCCUGGCCAGGAUCUCAAAAUCAGGCAGCGGGGCCCUCAAGCGAUAAGUGUGUCUCGUUUAAACUGUGGAUUCUUCGUACGUGCCUUCUGCUUUUGAACCUUUAAACUCAGGGUCACCUUGUCAAGCUUUUCUCUGCAGCUGAGAGGGAGUGGUCUCCUGAGAAGGAGUCUCAGCCACACGCUGGGGAAAUGAGAGAAGGGAAGGCCUUGUUCGUUUAGACUCCAGAACAGCAUUUCUCAAAUGCAGCCACCCGCUGAGUGUUUUGCAGCCACAAGAGCCUCCAAAGUGCCCCAACAAUCGCUGAGAUGUUAAGUAUUAAAGGUGCCUUCUAAAUGCCAUAAAUCCCAGUGCGCGCUCCCUUUUACAUAGCACCAUGCCGGCAGAGCUGAGCUACAUCGGUGUGGUUUUCUUUCAAGUCACAAAGUGUAUUCUUUGGCUAAGAACAUAAGAACGGCCAGACUGGGUCAGAGCAAAGGUCCAUCCAGCCCAGUAUCCUGUCUGCCGACAGCGGCCAACGCCAGGCGCCCUAGAGGGAGUGAACCUAACAGGCAAUGAUCAAGUGAUCUCUCUCCCGCCAUCCAUCUCCACCCUCUGACAAACAGAGGCUAGGGACACCAUUCCUUACCCAUCCUGGCUAAUAGCCAUGAAUGGACUUAACCUCCAUGAGUUUAUCCAGUUCUCUUUUAAACCCUGUUAUAGUCCUAGCCUUCACAACCUGCUCAGGCAAGGAGUUCCACAGGUUGACUGUGCGCUGUGUGAAGAAGAACUUCCUUUUAUUUGUUUUAAGCCUGGUACCCAUUAAUUUCAUUUGGUGGCCCCUAGUUCUUGUGUUAUGGGAACAAGUAAAUAGCUUUUCCUUAGUCACUUUCUCCGCACCACUCAUGAUUUUAUAGACCUCUAACCACUGUGUUUACAUCUCAUGUUACUGUAGGUCUGUAAGUGGCUAUGGGCCAUCUCACUGCGUGCUGUUUGGGUAGGUUGCGAUUGUUCAUGGGGGUGGGGUGGGGGAGGUGAAAGAGUUAAAAAUGUGACUGGGUAUCAGAAAGUAUUUCAGAUAAUCUAGUGCCAGAAAAUGACCUUGAAUGUGACAGCAGGUGGCUCCUCUGGGACCUUCUGCUAAGAAAAGCAAAACAUAGAAAGAAACAUGAACACUUCAGCACCGGGGGGAAAGGCAGUUUCCUGUGUUUCCGAAGCCAUCCGAUUCCAUUUCUGAGCAAGUUGCAGUGUGAGAGAAAUUCAUCAAAUUGAAAUUUAUGUAGUGCAACGUCUCUACAGCACUCAUACAAAGGAAGUUGAACAAAAUUACCACGGUGAGCUUCAGAGGAGCAAGCUGUUAAAUGAUGCAAAAACCAAGCUGAAAAGACAACAGCAACGGCUCAGAUUUUGUUGUUACUAUUAUCAUUAUUAUUACUGGGAGAGGUUGAUUGGGUUUUUUUGUCUGUGAAAGAAACUUUGGACAUAUUGGCAGAUACAUUCUUUCAUUAUUAGUCAUUAUCCUUUCUAUUAUGUAAAGCAUUUUUACAUUUAGUUCAGAAUUGUUGUACAGCUCCACCUUUGACCAAAAAAGCAAAAGAACAACAAAAAAGACAAGACUGUGCAAAGCACUGGUUUGUUUUGUGUUUAGGUCCAGUAAAGAUAAGACACAACUGUACCUUAUAUUUAUUAUUGAGUCUGCAAAAAAUCCCUAUGUAAAUAUGCAAAUGUAAUUUAUUUAUUUGUUUUUCCUACAGUUAGUUAAGUAUUGUCAGAGCCUCAUUUUGAGGCUGCCAAAACUUUGUGAGAACCCCGGCUCUAGAAAGCGUUAGGAUUUUGUUUUCUAUGUAACCAUUACUUUCCAGUAUUUGCAAAAAGAAAAGGAGGACUUGUGGCACCUUAGACUAACCAAUUUAUCUGAGCAUAAGCUUUCGUGAGUUACAGCUCACUUCAUCGGAUGCAUUCAGUGGAAAAUACAGUGGGGAGAUGUAUAUACAUAGAGAACAUGAGACAAUGGGUGUUACCAGUAUUUAUUCGCUCUCGCUUGCAUCUCUGUUCUUUGAUAAUAAACUCAUUCCUGUUCUCUGUAUAUCGAAGUGCUGUGCUCUCAAUAGAGAGGUUGGCCUGAAUUGAAUCUUACAAGCUGCUGUGGACCGCGCCUGAGGGAUUAGAGUCACAGUUCUGCAUGUGCUCCGUGGAACGGGCUGAGCACUCCAGAGGGACGCUCAGAGGCUUUGGGGGUGUCUAUCGCUAACCUGUACACAGAGAGCGAGGCCUACAGGGGGCUGGAAGGUCAGGCCUGCGCUGCCAGGGGUGGUGGUUUGAGAGAGCUGACCCAUGGCAGGCCUGGACAAGGCUCCCCGAAAGGUGCCUCGUAUGCCUGCUAUGAAUCGCUCAAACGGGCACACAUCCCCGGCUCAUUCCACCCCUGCACCCCCCAGGUACAACCCGCACAAGGCAUUCGACCAGGAUGAGGAGAACACCUGCAAUGCCCUGUCACCUGACGUGCUGAAUUUGCCUCUGAGUUCUUUCCCCUGGUACAGCCUUGUUCCAGCUCAGGUGGUAACUCGGGGAUUUCUUAUGACUGGCAGCCC
Molecule: messenger RNA, 4615 nt
Organism: Chelonia mydas (Green sea turtle)
Lineage: Eukaryota; Metazoa; Chordata; Testudines; Cheloniidae
Product: C-type lectin domain family 2 member D-like
Exons: 3
Coding region: 1537-1983 (148 amino acids)
Source: RefSeq, a predicted model, not a curated record